AUGCAGCAUCUUUACCAGCCACUUCCCACUGGAGAACUGUUAUCCCCCAUUCAUGAUGCAGCUCGUCAUACGCGACCAACUUCUGGGCAAACACCACUCACCAUCAAUCUCGUAGUCGCGAGCGUGGCAUCGGAUGACGUGUCGUGGACAGAAGAGCUGCACAAUUCGAUUGCGAAUCUCCAAAUCUUUCGUUAUGUCAGUGAUGAUCCUGUCGCCGAAUAUCAUCCCUCCAUCGCAAAGGGUCGCGAAGCGUUGAUGUACUUUACCUAUCUAUACGACCACUAUGAAUCUCUGGCGGACGUCAAUAUCUUCGUCCAUGCCGAGGAGCAUCCCUGGCACUUGGAUGGUGCCAUGCAACAAUCGAUGCGGUUUGCCCUGUCGCAACUCGAUCUGGAACAGGUCAUGCAGCUCCACUACUUCAACCUCUACACCAGUCUGAAAGGAGGCCGCCCGGAAGGCUACAACACCACCAAGACCACAGAUGAAACCGACGUGGCCGAAGAGCCUUUCAUUGCAGAGGCGAUGCGUGCCAAUUUCGGAGAAGAUAUUACAGUGCCAGAAAUGCUCAUCGGACCCUGCUGCUCACAAUUCGCAGUUAGCAAAGAAGCCAUCAGGAGCCGUCCACGCAGCCAAUACAGACACAGCAUGCAGUGGCUGACCGAGACCGACUGGCCAGACCAGUUGACCGGGCGUAUAUGGGAGCACUUGUGGCCCUGGCUCUUCCUGCACGACCAAGCCGUAGAUCGCAAGACGGAGUGGCGAACUCUGUGUCGCAUGUACAGAGUCUGUUUCUCUGACAGCGACGAUCUUCAGCAGUAUCAGGCAGUUUGGGACGAGAGAGUGAAGCUUUUGGAGAAGAUUGGCUUCGGAAGAGAGCUUCUGAGGCCAUGGAACGUACGAAAGGCACGCAUGCGACUGAACGAUCUUUUACAACUGGGUAGACAGCUGCUGUUGGGAGCAUUGGAACGUGGCCAAGAUCCUGAACAACGAAUAGUAGCAGGUUUGGAUUUGACUGCCCCGUGAUGAAGGGAUAUUCUGGUCCUACAACCGACAGAGAAGCCCGUUGGACUGCUUCAACUACCCGCCUCGAAUGGCGAGCAACAGCUUGCUGUACCGGACAACAAGCAUUGGUGUCACAGCUCAAGUGCCUUGCUGGACUAUCUGCUGUUCCUUCACGGAACGCUGACCCUCAAGCUUACAGCUGCCAAUGCAUACACCAGCAUGCGCAGUGCUCCUCGCAGAUCUGGCCUACGUGAGAUGCUUCAAGGCGAGCAUUCCCGCUAACACUGGUCCUGGCACCUAAAUCUCGGCCAUGUCAGGCUGUUGUAAUGGUCAUCGCGGAUCCAGGGGCCAACAGUGACACCGCAAUGCGAGAGGCUCUCUGAUUGCCGCCCAUCAUUUUGGUCGUGUUAUCCACCGUGCUGAGCGCCUAGAUACAACCAUCUCCAAACUCAAUAACGACAGGGGACGCCCCAAGACCUGCAACUCAAGGGGUAUAUGCUGCUACUGCUGGCAUUGAAGGUGGAGACUUUGCUCAUACUGUCUCAUAUGGAUGAAAUAAUUGCUACAGACAGUUGAUAUCCAUGGUCGAAUCGGUUGACAAGUUGGCUGCUUGCAAGCGGUCGGUCCUAUUCAAUCAGCUCUAUUGACCUUAUUGCCAAGCCAUACUGGAAUUCGCUGUACUCGGUCUAUUCAACAACUUCACAAAUUGCGCUUGGGCUGACUUAUUAGGUAGUUCGCAUGUGCAAGCACAGCUAUGGCGUCUCGCUUGAGGACCCCGCAUCAUCGACAGCUCAGUUCAAAGAUACAGUUGACAGGUUCACCCGUUAUGACUGCUCCUUACACGCGGUACAUGAGCUUGGCAUAUUUAGCCGAUCUGAGGCAGCAAUAUCACUCUCCACUAGCUUACGUGUUUCAAUCCAUCAUUCUACCA
Sphaerulina musiva SO2202 is the source of this 1933-nucleotide messenger RNA. RefSeq lists its product as uncharacterized. Bases 1 to 1023 code for a protein of 340 amino acids. The record is from RefSeq and is a predicted model, not a curated record. Lineage: Eukaryota; Fungi; Ascomycota; Dothideomycetes; Mycosphaerellales; Mycosphaerellaceae. The transcript has a single exon.